Messenger RNA from Chondrus crispus (carragheen), 198 nucleotides. RefSeq lists its product as hypothetical. The transcript has a single exon. The coding region runs from base 1 to 198 and encodes 65 amino acids. The record is from RefSeq and is a predicted model, not a curated record. Lineage: Eukaryota; Rhodophyta; Florideophyceae; Gigartinales; Gigartinaceae.
AUGUCGGCCAGCAUCGCCGCCAGCGUGCGCCACCCGAUCUCCAACGCCGCGAACGUGUCCGGGCCCGCCUCGUCCUCAAAGGUGCGCACGGCCUUGGCCAUCUUGCGCACGGCCAUCUCCAAGUGGACGUUGUUCUUCUCGCGCACCUUGAGAAACAUCUUGUUAAUCUCUUUGGUCUCCUUAUCGAAGCCCACGUAG